This is a messenger RNA of Aphanomyces invadans, 1772 nucleotides long. RefSeq lists its product as hypothetical. The coding region runs from base 34 to 1632 and encodes 532 amino acids. NCBI's taxonomy places the organism in Eukaryota, Oomycota, Saprolegniomycetes, Saprolegniales, Verrucalvaceae. The record is from RefSeq and is a predicted model, not a curated record. The transcript is spliced from 3 exons.
ACAUGAAGCGUUCCUGGCACCGCAGACUGCAUCAUGAUGCGACGGCACGGAUAUGGGCAAGUCUGGAAGGAGAACCCGAAGCCGUUCUACUUCGGCCAUGCCCCGUUGGCCUCCAGCGGGUGGCACAAGCUGUUGUUUCUGGCGUUGGCGAUGAUUGCCGUGUAUGUGGUGCUCGAUGGUAUCGUGACGUUGGUCCUGUUUGCAACCCUCACGCACGAACAGUUGUCGCUCCCACCAGCACUCGCAGCACUGGAGACCGCGAUUGCAUCGGCCCCAGUGCACGUGGAUAAUGCAGAAAUGCGGCACUUGAGCUACCUGAAUGCAGUGUGCACGCACGAAAAAGACGCCGUGAUCUCGUGGUCGUACAACAGCUCGACUGUCGAUCGCGCGUUGGUGCUGACCCCCGAGACACCGACGCCGAUCCUCGUUCGAGCGCUCUCGGAUUGUCCUGACAUUGAUGUCUUCCUCCCGAGUUCGAUUCGAGAUCAUGGGUACUGCGAGGACAGCAUGGCGUACGUCAAGUACCUCCAGGCACGUGCGCUGCCCGAGUGGGUCGUCGACAGGACGUUUCUUCACGGCGGCAAGUCAUUCACGUACUUUGACUUGUGCCCGCGGUCCGCGAUGCUCUUUUUGAACCACUACUGGCACGACCUGCCAACCCGGGCCGACUUUCCACCAGACAAGCCGGUCGUGCUCAUGCCGAACGUCGAAAUGUACGAGUUGAAUGCGGACCAGUACCGCCGGCCAGACUACAUCUUGGCCAAGACAUGGGAUGCGUACUCGCGGUUGACGCGGUGGGUGGACCGGCACAACGAGUCGUCGCAGGCGCUGCGGACCCACGGCGACACCAACCAGCGACUCCGACUGCCCAAAGUUCGCUACACGCAGCAUACGUCGAGCGACCCGACGGCCCUCGUCGCGAAGCACGUGCCCAAAUCGUUUCAGCACGUGUCGUUCGUGCACGCGAACGGCCGGAGUGUUCACAAAAGCACGUGCGCGAUCCUGGACUGCUGGAAGGCGCGGCCAGACCUGCCGCCGCUCGUCGUGUUGGCCAAGGACGACAGAUCCAAAGCGCAUUACGAGUCGCUGUUUCCACAGCGCCAGGCAAAUGUAGAGUAUCGCCACGGCGCCGACAUCGACCCGUCCGCGUUUGGCGAAAUCCUGGCCGCUGCCCCCGUCAUGCUGUGCCCGAGUGCGAUGGAAGGGUUUGGCCAUUACAUCAACCAAGCGAGGGCGGCAGGAGCGCUCGUUGCCACCACGGACGGCCUUCCCAUGCGCGAAUUCGUCGACGCAUCGAGCGGAGUCCUCGUCGACGCGGAACUGUUUAAACCGCCGGUGUGGAGCGCCGACUUUUGGAGCUUGGGCCAAGAAAUGGGGCGCCACUACAAGGUCGCGCACCACUGGCGCGUCGGCACGGGCAUGGAGUGGACAGUGUCUGGACGAGCGAUCUGCGAUGCCGUCGAUAAGAUUGUGGCCAUGUCCCCGCGCGAACGACAGACCAAAGCGGCCGCGGGACGAAUGCGGUACCUCCAGCAGCUCAAGUUUUUCAAGGCACAAAUGCUGUCGUUCCUGACCGAGUUGCGAGCCGACGAGGAGCGCCGCAUCCUCGGGGGGCAACCAUCGCCGUCAUGAAAUGCUAUUUAAAUGGAACGACUGAUUGAUGUCGCGGACAUCGCAGGUACCCGAGGAGGCUGUGCUCCUGAAAGUUUUGCCUGUGCCCAUGCUCGAACAUUUGUGGUGGAUGCCUUCCAAAAGACCACAUGCGUCUCUCG